GUGUGUGUGUUCUGCAGGGCUCGUGAUGCUGUGUGUUCUUCUGCUGGUUCUGCACUGGACGCUGGUCUCCUCGAGUUCGUCCACUCGCGCCUCUAGCGCCGCCCUGCAGGAGGAUGGCACCAGGCCGUUCAUUCACCGCUGCCGAUCGCCCAACAUGGAGGACUUCAGCUGCUGGUGGCGUCCCAUCGAGGGGCAGGACAACAUCACCUACACGCUUCAGUACAGGACGGGCGAUGACGCUCCUCAGGACUGUCCCGACUACACCAGCAGCGGCACCAACAGCUGCUUCUUCGACACCAGACACACGCAGGUCUGGCAGAUCUACUGCAUGACCGUGACGGCUCACACGGCCUCGGGCCCGCGGACCUCGCAGAGACACUGCCUGGACGUGGCCGAUAUAGUGCAGACCGACCCGCCCUUUAACCUGUCCUACAUCAUGCUGAACGAGAGCCACUGUGAAUCCUGCCGCUCCGUCACGCUGUCCUGGAUGUUCCCGAUCGCGUCUCUGGUGCGCGAGGGAUGGAUUACGCUGGUCUACGAGCUGCGCUACAGAAACCUCGCUCAGCCCGACACAUGGAAGGUGAAGGAGCGUUUGCGGGAGCCUCAUGUUGACUUGUUGGGUCUGCCGGUGGGAAAGUAUGAGUUCAUGGUCCGGUGCCGCUCCGGAAACAGCAAACACUGGAGCGCAUGGAGCGAGUCCAUCAACAUCAGCGUCAUCGGCAAAACUCUGUCCGAUCGCUUGUUGGUCUUCAUUCUGCUGACCAGCCUCGGCAUCAUGGCCUUCCUCAUCAUCGGUUUUGGGUUUAUUCCACAAGGAAAGAGAAUCAAAGCGUUCCUCUUACCGCCGAUUCCCAAACCGCGCAUCCGUGGGCUUGAACCGGUUCUGCUGAAGAAUGGGAAGCUCGAUGAGAUCAAUCGUCAUUUCUCCAGUUUCCACGGCUAUAAGUCUCCUCAGUACUCCAUAGAGACGUGGUACCAGGUGAGCAUGGACUCGGGUUCGGCCCUGACGCCCAACAGCUUCCCGUCUCACUGUGAACAAAAGCCCGUCACCGGCCCCGAGGGACCGCCGGCCCUUCAGACGAGCUCCAGUCCGAACCCGUACUGCCCCAGUGGCCCCGCCUCCUACUGUGAGGGAGCCACGCCCCCUCCCGACCCUGGCCACGCCCUCCCCGAGCUCUUGUCGGUCCCAGGCAUGGACUACACCAUGAUUCUAGGCUCCGCCCCCGCGCCAGCGUCACAUGACUUCUACACGUGUGUGACUGGCGUGACGGCCAGCGGGCAGCUUCAUCUGGUGCCUCACCUGCCCAACAUGCUGAAACACACACACACACCCUACGUGCAGUUUAAAGAGGACGUGGACAAGAGCUGCCAGCUGGUGGCGCUGUUGGAGAAGCAGAAGGAGGAGCUGAAGGACACCGACCCGAGCGAAGCUGCCAUGCCUUUAAUACCUCAUUCAUCAGACUGA
Rhinichthys klamathensis goyatoka is the source of this 1465-nucleotide messenger RNA. Its product is annotated as prolactin receptor-like. The transcript is spliced from 8 exons. The record is from RefSeq and is a predicted model, not a curated record. Gene Ontology annotation, molecular function: protein binding; cytokine receptor activity. Gene Ontology annotation, cellular component: external side of plasma membrane. Bases 26 to 1465 code for a protein of 479 amino acids. Gene Ontology annotation, biological process: cytokine-mediated signaling pathway. NCBI's taxonomy places the organism in Eukaryota, Metazoa, Chordata, Actinopteri, Cypriniformes, Leuciscidae.